AAGGAGAAAAAGAGGGAAGGAGGGAGGAGGGGAAAAGAGCGGCAGCUGGCAUUUGACGGUAACAGGUUUUUCCUGACAUCAUACGGGGCCCUCUACAUAUCUGAUGUUCAGAAAGAGGAUGCCCUUUCUACCUACCGCUGCAUAACCAAACACAAAUACAGCGGAGAAACCAGGCAGAGCAAUGGAGCUCGUCUCUCUGUGCUAGACCCCACUGAAUCCACGCCCUCUGUGAUGGACAGUUUCCAGUCAGGGGAGGUGCAGGUGGGCCGCAGCAUAGAGCUGCCCUGCAUCGCCUCCGGCUACCCCAACCCCACCAUCCGCUGGCUCAAAGACGGGAGGCCACUGCCUGCUGACUCCCGCUGGACGCGGCGACUGACCGGGCUUACAAUCAGUGACCUUCGCCUGGAAGACUCCGGAAACUACAUCUGUGAAGUCACCAACAGCUUCGGCUCCAAAGAGGUCACGGGACACCUUAACGUUAUUGAACCUCUGAGAGUCACACUAUCCCCCAAGAACCUGAAAACAGGCAUCAGCAGCACAGUGAUCCUGUCGUGUGCCGUGCAGGGCUCGCCCCACUUCACUGUCUCCUGGUUCCGCAACACAGAACCUAUUAUGCCUGACCAGCACUUCUCCAUCCAGGGGUCCCACAAUGAGACCCUCUUCAUCACAGCAGCCCAGAAAAGACACUCAGGGGCAUAUCAGUGCUUCGCCACCCGCAAGGGUCAGACAGCCCAGGAUUUCUCCAUCAUACUUCUGGAGGAUGGCACCCCACGUAUCGUCUCUUCUUUCAGCGAGCGAGUGGUAGCCCCUGGUGAGCCCUUCUCACUCAUGUGCGCAGCUAAAGGUGCCCCUCCGCCCACCAUCACCUGGACGCUGGAUGAUGAGCCGGUAGCGCGGGACUCGGCGCACCGGGCCAGCCAGUACACGCUCUCCGACGGUUCCACUGUCUCACACGUCAACGUCACCAAUCCACAGAUCCGCGACGGGGGCGUGUACCGCUGCGCCGCACGCAACUCGGCCGGUAGCGCCGAGUACCAAGCGCGCAUAAACGUAAGAGGCCCUCCCAGUAUCCGGGCCAUGCGAAACAUCACAGCCGUGGCUGGUCGCAACACCUUCAUUAACUGCCGUGUGAUUGGCUACCCCUAUUACUCCAUCAAGUGGUACAAAGACGGGAUGCUGUUGCCAGACAACCAUCGUCAGGUGGUGUACGAGAAUGGCACUCUGAAACUGAGCGAUGUGCAGAAGGGAAUGGAUGAGGGGGCAUAUCUGUGCAGUGUGCUCAUCCAACCCCAGCUCUCCAUCAGCCAGACUGUCCACGUCACCGUGAAAGUUCCACCCCUCAUCCAGCCUUUUGACUUCCCCCCGACCUCCAUCGGUAAGCUGAUGUACAUUGCAUGUGUGGUGUCGUCCGGAGACAUGCCAAUCCGGAUCACCUGGCGGAAGGACGGGCAGGAGAUUGUGUCAGGAACAUCAGGGGUCACUAUCGAGACCAAAGAGUUCAUGAGCUCCCUUCAGAUCUCCAAAGUUUCGCUCAAACACAACGGAAACUACACCUGCAUCGCCAGCAAUGAUGCAGCCACUGUCAGUUCAGAGAGACAGCUUAUCGUAACAGUUCCCCCUCGUUUUCGAGUUCAGCCCAAUAACCAGGAUGGUAUCUAUGGAAAGUCAGAGGUUCUAAACUGCUCUGUGGAAGGAUACCCUCCUCCAAAAGUCGUAUGGAAGCAUGCUAAAGGUAUUGGGAACCCUCAACAGUACCACCCAGUUCCACUGACAGGUCGCAUACAGAUCUUGUCCAAUGGUUCACUGUUGAUCCGUCAUGUCCUAGAGGAAGACCGGGGAUACUACCUGUGUCAGGCCAGCAACGGAGUGGGCUCCGAUAUCAGCAAGAGCAUGAUGCUCACUGUCAAAAUUCCCGCCAUGAUCACAUCCCAUCCAAAUACUACCAUGGCCAUAAAAGGGCAGAACAAGGAGUUAAAUUGCACGGCUCGUGGUGAGUACCCCAUCAUCAUCCGCUGGGAGAGGGGCGACACUGUUAUCGACCCCGACCGCAACCCCCGAUACUCCAUCACCACAAGCCCCAAUGAGAAAAGCGAUGAAGUUAUCUCCACACUGAAGCUGAAGCCAGCUGAGCGCGGGGACUCCGUCUUUUUCUCCUGCCAUGCCAUCAACUCAUACGGCGAGGGCCGAGGGCUCAUCCAGCUGACGGUGCAAGAGCCACCUGAUCCCCCAGAGCUGGAGGUGCGAGAGGUCAAAGAUCGCAGUAUGAACCUGAGGUGGACGCAGCGGUUUGACGGCAACAGCAUCAUCACGAGCUACGACAUCGAGUACAAGAACAAAUCCGACCCAUGGGAGCUGAAACAUGCCACCCGGAAGAUCUCGCCCACCAACAACCAGGCCAAUAUUGUGGAGCUCCAUCCAGCGUCCGUGUACAGCAUCCGCAUGUACUCUUACAACAAGAUUGGACGCAGUCAAGCCAGCAAAGAGCUGACUAUAAGCACAGAGGAAGCACCUCCUGAUGGUCCACCUAUGGAUGUGAUUCUCCAACCAAUGACCUCUCAGAGUAUCCGUGUGACCUGGAAGGCACCUAAGAAGGAUCUCCAGAACGGUGUGAUCCGUGGCUAUCAGAUCGGUUAUAGGGAGAAUGGGCCAGGCAGUAAUGGUCAAUACAGUAUAGUGGAGAUGAAAGCAACAGGCGACAGCGAAGUUUACACGCUCGAUAACUUGAAGAAGUUUGCUCAGUAUGGCGUGGUGGUCCAGGCAUUCAACAGGGCUGGAACCGGACCUUCCAGUUCUGAGAUCAAUGCCACCACACUUGAAGAUGUUCCCAGUCAGCCUCCCCAGAAUGUGCGGGCCAUCACGGUGACGUCAGAUGAGGCGGUGAUAACGUGGUCGGAGCCCCCGCGGAUGACCCUUAAUGGGGUUCUUAAGGGCUACCGUGUCGUGUUCUGGUCCCUCUACCCCGAUGGAGAAUGGGGAGAGAUGCAGAACAUCACCACCACUCGUGAGCAGGUGGAGUUGAAGGGUUUGGAAAAAUUCACAAACUACAGCAUCCAGGUGCUGGCCUAUACACAGGCAGGGGAUGGCGUCCGCAGCAAUGUUCUUUACAUACAGACCCGAGAAGACCACCCUGGUCCUCCAGCGGGCAUCAAAGCAGUGCCAUCUUCUGCCACCAGUGUGGUGGUAUCCUGGCUUCCCCCUGUUAAGCCCAAUGGUAUCAUCCGCAAAUACACAAUCUACUGCUCCAGCCCUGGAUCGGGCCAACCGGCACCCAGCGAAUAUGAAGCCAACCCUGAGCUGUUGAUAUACCGAAUCACCCACCUGAACCGGGGUCAGCAGUACCUGAUCUGGGCGGCUGCCGUCACAACUGCCGGUCGUGGCAACAUCAGCGAGAAGGUCACUGUGGAGCCUGCUGGCAAAGCUCCUGCUAAAAUCCUGUCUUUUGGUGGAACGGUGACCACUCCAUGGAUGAAGGAAGUCCGGCUGCCGUGCAGCUCGGUGGGCGAGCCGACGCCCACCAUCAAAUGGACCAAAGACAGUGAGGACACUGCCAUCCCUGUCUCUCAAGAUGGUCACCGUAACAUCCUUUCAAAUGGAACCCUGGUGCUGCGCUCCGUUAAAGCCGAAGAUUCGGGGUACUACACCUGCACAGCCACCAACACACUGGGGUUUGACACAAUCAUCGUAAACCUGCUGGUGCAAGUGCCUCCAGAUCAACCCCGUUUGACCGUGUCCACAACCUCAACUUCCUCUAUCACCCUGGCCUGGAUCCCAGGAGACAACGGUGGAAGCUCCAUCAGAGGUUUUGUGUUGCAGUAUUCAGUGGAUAACACUGAGGAGUGGAAAGAUGUCUUCAUCAGCUCCAGCGAGCGUUCAUUCAAGUUGGACAACCUGCGUUGUGGCACCUGGUACAAAGUCAAACUUGCAGCCAAAAACAGUGUGGGAGCCGGCCGCAUCAGCGAGAUCAUUGAGGCCAAGACCCACGGCAGAGAGCCACAGUUCAAUAAGGACCAGCCACUCUUCACUCACAUCAACUCCACCCAUGCCCGACUCAACCUGCUGGGCUGGACGAGCGGUGGCUGCCCCAUCACGGCUGUCCUUCUCGAGUUCCGCCCCAAAGGCACCUGGGCCUGGCAGAACGUUCGCACCAAUGCCUCCGCUGACAUAUUCCUCGCUGAGCUGCGUGAGGCCACCUGGUACGAGCUAAAGAUGAAGGCGUGCAACAGCGCGGGCUGUGGCAACCAGAGCUCCCAGUUCGCCACACUGGAUUAUGAUGGCAGCACUAUCCCUCCCAUUAAGUCAGCGCGAGGGGAAGGGGACGACGUUAAAAAGCUGUUCUCCAUCGGCUGUCCUGUCAUCCUGGUCACACUGGGCAUGGCUCUACUCUUCAUUAUCCGCAAGAAACGUAAAGAAAAGCGACUCAAGAGACUCAGAGAUGCUAAGAGUUUGGCUGAGAUGCUUAUCAGUAAGAACAAUCGAAGUUUUGACACUCCAGUUAAAGGCCCACCUCAGGGACCCCGACUGCACAUAGAUAUCCCCCGUGUACAACUGCUCAUCGAAGACAAAGAGGGAAUCAAACAGAUAGGUGAAGACAAGGCCACCAUCCCUGUGACGGACACCGAGUUCAGCCAAUCAGUGAAUCCUCAGAGCUUCUGUACGGGCGUGUCUGUUCAUCACCCUGCCCUCAUUCAGAACACAGGCCCUUUGAUUGACAUGUCCGACAUUAGACCAGGAACCAAUCCAGUAUCGAGGAAAAGCGUGAAAUCAGCACACAGCACGAGGAACCGCUACUCCAGCCAGUGGACAUUGACUAAAUGCCAGGCGUCUACACCCGCUCGCACACUCACCUCAGACUGGCGGACAGUGGGCUCCCAGCAUGGCAUCACCGUCACAGAGAGUGACAGCUACAGUGCCAGCUUGUCCCAAGACACAGAUAAGGGACGUAACAGCAUGGUCUCCACUGAGAGUGCGUCCUCCACAUACGAGGAGCUGGCCCGAGCAUAUGAACAUGCUAAGUUGGAGGAGCAUCUACAGCAUGCUAAGUUUGAGAUCACAGAGUGCUUCAUCUCCGACAGCUCUUCUGAUCAGAUGACCACCGGAACUAAUGAUAAUGCUGACAGUAUGACGUCCAUGAGCACGCCGUCUGAACCAGGCAUCUGCCGCUUCACCGCCUCCCCACCCAAACCACAGGACUACGACCGCGGCAAGAACGUGGCAGUGCCCAUUCCUCACCGCGCCAACAAGAGUGAGUACUGUAACCUUCCCCUCUACAUGAAGACAGACCCUUUCUUCCGGAAGCAGGCAGAGCUCCAUGACCCCUGCCCUGUUGUCCCACCCCGUGAGGCGUCCAUCCGGAGUCUUGCUGCCCGGGCCUACCACACACAGGGCCGCCACAUGACAUUAGACCCCUCCAAGCAGCAGGCCCUGACGCUGGGCCACGGCGGCCUGAGCAGCCUGACCAGCUCAGGGGCCUCCGGUACAUCGGGCCCCGCCUCCAGCGGGGCCGCUGGGAGCUCCAGCAUCAGCUCAGGCACGGCCACUCUGCCCCAGAGGACUCUUACCAUGCCCAGCACUUCCUCCACCUCCUCGGCCCCGAGCGGAGCGGUCGCCGCUGGAGCAGCCGCCAGCGGGAGCUCCACAGGGGGCAGCGGCCUGACGCCCGGGAGCUCAAAGGUUGGGGGAUCAAGAGACUCUCUGCUAGAGAGCAGCUCGUCCGGCCUGGGCAGACUGCAAAAGCAGAAUGCUGGGGCGUACUCCAAAUCCUACACACUGGUGUAGUUCACACACAUAUAGUACAUUAACACACACCUGGAGUCUGUUUGUUGCUGGGCAGGGGUGGAACUGAGCAAUGGCAGGACUUAAACAGCACAGGGGGCUUUCUCUUUGUCUCUCUUCCUUUUUUCACUCUCUAUUUGCUUUUCUUCUUCACAUUCUACAUUUUCAUUUAUGCAUUUGGCAGAUGCUUUUAUUCAAAGCGACUUACAGUGCAUUCAUUGUUCACAUUUUAGCAUUUAUUGUGUUCCCUGGGAAUCAAACCCAUGACCUUGGCGUUGCAAGCGCCACGCUCUACCAAUUGAGCUUCAGGAACCCUGUUCUAUUGCUGUUGUUCUAUCUCGAGCCUUCUUCCUGGAUUAAAUAUGCCAAACCCCCAGGAUCUUUUUCCCCUAUCUUGCCUUCUUAUUUUGUCCUUUUUUUUUUUAAUCAUCUCUUUGCUACUCUCUCCUUCUUCCUCUCUCUCUCUCUCUUCUCCGGCUUCUCUCUCUCUGUCACCUUGGACCUUAUGCACGAAAUGCUUUCCAUGUGCACUUGUUCUUUGAUUUCUUAAAUUCCGAAAACAGAACAAAAAAUCGGUUUUAAGAGAUAUAUGGUUUUACAUUAACCUGUCUAGGUGUUUUUAAAGCUGUCGAAAAUGUCUCUUUUUGUAUGUCUCUUGCAUAACUUCGUACUGCAACACAUUGCCUCGGAAAGCUUAUGCAUAAACAAAUCCACCAUGGUGUCCUCUUUUCGCCCCGUCCUGUUCCACAUCAGAAAAACAGCUUGAAGACGACAGUCUCGACCACCUGAAUUGAGUCUUUGGGAUUUUUUUUCAUGCAAUUGAUGACACAGUACAGAGUGCUAUUGACUAUUUUGUAAACAAACAAGAAAAAAGUGACCAAAAAAAAAAAAAAAAAGAUGUCUGGAGCCAUUUUCACAUCUGAUGUAUGGUUACUGUACUUUUUUGUUUGUUUGUUUGGUAUUCUAUUUUAAAAUGUUUGAAUUUAAGCACUAACGAGAUCCAGGUGGAUAUACUAAGCUUACUCAAGCUUGUUUGUAUGUGUGGUGUGUGUGUGCAUUAUAUAUAUAUAUAUAUAUAUAUAUAUAUAUAUAUAUAUAUAUAUAUAUAUAUAUAUAUGGCCAUCACACACCUUUAAGGGACGUCUAAAUUAGGCCUACGCAGCUGGAGUCACAAAUGUGUAAAGGGUAGACAUAUCUCCCUUUUCUCUUCACAAAUCACUCUAAUAUGAAAGAAAGGCUCUUGUUUUUGCUGGUUGUUUGCUUGUUUGAUUGUUUGUGUUUUAUGCCAUAUACUUAUCACCCCUCCCUUUCCACCUCAGACUUCCCCCAAAACUUUACCACUUCCUCUGUCUCACUGUGAACGCCUAACAGCCUCUCCUGGAUGGACAGAGUACAUGCAGAAAGGCGGAAAGAGGACGAGAGGUAGGGAGGAAGUAGAGGCAAAUAGAGACGAGUGCCCAAGAACUGAGAGGGAGAUAUAUCUGCUGUCACUGUGUAGCUUUUCUGCGUUUGUUAAAUUCUCGUUAUUCUUUGCUUAUCUUCCCCAAACGAAUUUUCGAAGGUCUAAGAGACUCUAGCUUUAGGUAGCACAGGGGUGUAUAAAGGAGGAAAUGAGUGAAAUGUGGGAGGGGAAAAUGAGAGAAUGAAGAAGAAAAGAUGUUUAAUUUAACCCCUGAACAAAUCAAACAGCCUUUCCCCUUCCUUCAUUCAGUCAUCAUCCAAAGCAAAGCCCCCUUCACAGAGAAACUUCCAAAAAACAACAAACUCUCCCGAUGAUUUCAAUGGAAAAAGAAGUAUUACAUCAGGGCUCCUGCAAUACAAAAAAAAAAAAAAAAAAAAAAUGAAAGAAAAUAUAUUGCAAUGUUUGUUGUCAAAAUAUAUACAUAUAUAUUUCUAUCUAAAGAUAUAGUAAAUAUAUACGUGGUGAGAGCAGAGAUUUAAUGCCAUAUCUAAUUGAGAAAGAAAAAAUUUAUUUAAAAAAAAGAUCUGAAGACAAUCGCUCAGUGAGAGGUGCAGCAGUAAGCCAGAGGAGGUGUCAAUCACGAAACGGUGAGAUAAACGGGUAACAAAACCAAGAGAGAAAAAGAACAGCACAGGGUGUGUUUUGACGUGGUGGGAGUUAGUUUGGGCAGCUGGGAAUUCUUUGAAAAGACCUAUGAGAUUCCUAAACAAUGGUCCUGUGCGAAAUGCCAUCUAAAGCUCUUGUGGUUGUCCUCCAAGUCCACACUUAACUGACGAAAUGUCCCAUAGACUGUCAUAAAAUAAUAAUCUGUGGAUUGUUACUGCUGACUGUGAGUAGUAAACAUUCGGUAGAUGGCCAUAUUUGACUGUUGUGUCUUGAGACACUUGCGUUCUGUUCUAUUUGAUGUACUGCAAAUUUAGCUUUUUUAGCGCAAGAACAUGUUCGGUCUGAACAGCCGCUUAUGGCCCUGAUAUACUUCAUACGAAAAACUCUCAAGUCUCCAUUCACUUGUGUGCCAUCUGCAGUGGAAGCCAUUUACACAUCUGCCCAAAGAUAUGCCUAUCAUCAUUCUUUUGUCUGUAUUCUGCACAUUAACACUCUUUUAUAUGCCAGUGUUUGCAGUAGUAUCAGUGUCAUCAUAAAUUACAAUAACAGAGUGUAAUCGGCGCAUAUUAUGCUACGCAUAGUGUGUUAGCGCAUCAGCGCUAUGAUUUCACAAUGUAAACAUGACAAAUGAAACAUUUUCUACUGCAUGUAUUACUUUAAAUCAUCAUCGAGUGGUUAAAACAGCUUCUUUUGCUGACCUCAUAUGAAUUUUACUCAUAGAAUGAGGCAUAAAGUCAUUGAUAACACAUUUUAAUGUUAGUAAAGGUUUACAUGUAGCCGCCUCAUAUUUAAAUGCUCCUCUAAACGCCUCCCACAGCGAUGUGACUGUUGUCUGAAUGUUUGCAAACAGUAUACCAUUGCUCGGCUGUUUAGAACUUCUUUUUACCCCUGAAAAAAAAUUAAGAAGAACCUCUCCGGAAGUAUAUCAGGGCCUUUACAGUGCAUUUGUAUUAGGGCUGUCAAUUUAGCAUGUUAAUUUAGUGUGAUUAAUCGAUUAAAAAAUAACGUGUUAAAUAAAGUAACGCAAUUAAUGGCCCCCAGACCAUGCCUAUAUUUUGCAAUAAGGACUUUUCCCACCAACUGAGCAAUUCAAGCUUGAAGUACCAACUUCUUUUUUACGAGUAGCAAUCAGCAUGGGGCAGUCAGUGCAACUCCAGCUAGAUAGGCAAUGCGCAGUUGUACAUGAAACAAAAUACACUUACAAAAUGAGUAAAGGAGCCUCAUAUCAGGAUGCAUUCUUGUGUUCAAAUACAGUGGGAGCACAAAGGAAUGCAUGGGUAUCAAGAAAAAGUUUUAAACUACAUUUAAGUUGGCACAACGUCCUAAAAAUGCAACGUUUAUGGCACGAGACACUGAAAAUCAAAAAGACGUGAUUCAAGACACGUGCAGGCUAUGCCCAUCGCAAGUCUGCAAGACAUUAAGUAUACAUUAAGUGUGUCAUUUGGGACAAGGCCAUUGGAGUUGUCGCCCUUAACUAACUUCCAGUCAUUGUUAUAAUCAUCCGGACUGUAUAGUGCAACAUGCCUGUAUGGCAUUAUCCGUUGAGCUCCACAGGCAUGAAGGACAGCUGCGAGAUAUUUAUGGGCGUUUUUAAACACACUCUCUACAGUUGCUUGGAAACAAUGAAAAUUUGCCACUGCGAAUCCUGUUCAUAGAUGAAUGUGCGGCAUUUUUGAGUGCCGUCUGAAUCCAUUUACAGUAUGCACCAUCUCUGUUGCCCAAUGAGCAGUUUAAAAUACCCUUAGUGCUUUGAGAGCUUUUCUUUAGGCCCUUAAAGUGAUAGUUCACCCAAAAAUAAAAAUUCUGUAAUUUAUAAACCCUUAUUUUGUUCCAAGCCUGUAUGACUUUCUUUUUACCCUGGAACACAAAAGGACAUGUUAGGCAGUUGAGUGUGUUAGUCUCAUUCACCAUUUACUUUCAUUGCAUCUUUUUUCCAUACAGUGAAAGUGAUUGGUGACUAAUAUUCUAUCCUUUUGUGUUCCACAGAAGAAAGUCAAAUGGGUUUGGUAAAACAUAUAGCUGAGUAAAUUAUGACCAAAUUUUCAUUUUGGGGUGAACUAUCCCUUCAAUGUGAGAUCUCUCCUGUUACUUUGAGCAUCCAAGCUUUCAGCACUUCUGAUAAGUCAGAUUUUAUAUAUCAGGGGAAAGAUCAGAUACAUUUAUGUACCAGGUAUUUAUAUUGGUAACUUUCAACACCUAACCCCUGCAAAUGUCAGCACAGGAUAUAGCACACAUGUAUUGUUUUUUUACAGCAGGAUUCAGUUAUAUGCAGCCGUUUGAUCAUACCCCAUGUUAGCAUGAUUGGAAUCAACAGAUCUUUCAAAGGUACAGAGAUGGGAUGUGUUGUGUUGGGUUUAAAAUUGAGCUGAUUGAAUGAUUAUAUAUCUUGAAUCUAUUUGUGGCAUAUGAAGAAAACAUGUUGACUUACCAGGAGAUGUUAUAUUGGUGGCUUUAUUAAUUAGGAUUGUGUUACAGUGUAUCCCAAAGUUUGUGUAAGAUGAAUAAAUUUGAUAACCCAGAACUAAUACAACUAAAACAGAGUUGCAACGAAUGUGGACUUUCUAAAGUGUUUUAAAAACAUUCAAGGAAGUAUGUGUUCCUCUUAUUGCUGCUCAAAUGCCCACUUACUGGGUUAUUGUGUCCGUCUGAUGGCGGACUUGCCCAGUGCAUUUUGCCAUAAACAUGUUUUAUUAGGAUUAGACCAAUAUCUAUAUCAGUAUUUAGUAAUCAUGCCUUUUCAGGUGAAACAUCUUGUGAAAUAUUCCCAAAACCACCCCAGAGAUCACCCACAUCCCUCAUGUUUUUAAUAUUUAAAGGACAGUUGCUGACUUAUAAAAAAUUAGAUUUUUUGGUUGCAUUAUUUAUAAAAAAAAUAAAAAAGAUAAAUUAAAAAAAAAUAAGUUGUGACCAACUUAGUUUUUUUAUCCGAUGUUUAUGUUGGGAAAAAAUGCAGUUGUGUUGCGCAACGGGGCAGGCCUGUUUAGUCAGUUGAAUCAGGGACCCCCGAGCUCCAACCAAUCACAGCAGAAGCUGUGUGGAUAUUGGGCGGAGUCAGGAAUAGAACUCCACCCCCACACGUCUGUUUUCCCCGCCCAGAUAAUCCGAUCAGCCCCUUUUCCUCAACCAAGAAAAAUGUCCUGCUAUACCCUAGACGUCCAUGUCAGCAUAAUUUCUAAUCUACAAAUAAAGACUCUUGUAUAUACGAAACUGUUUUGUAUAAAUAAUUACUAUUUUCGACAUCUCCAUUAGCAACCAGGGCACAAUUAUGUCUGGUUAAAGGUUUAACUUUAAAUGUGAGGGGAUUAAAAAGACAAAAAAAUAUUAAAAUCUAACAAAAAAUAGUUUACACAUUGAUUUUUGAAUGGAGCACAGAAACCCAGACGGAAAAGAUGUCUGGCGUUUGAUUUAUUUUCUCCUUUUUAUAAUUUGUCUUAUAUUUUUACUCAUUUAUGUUGUUGGUUGUUUUGUUUGUUUUUACUUUGGUUUUGUUUCUACCUUUUGGUUAACUUGAAGAAAAAUGGCAUUGCAUGCUCUGAAUCUUUUGCUGGUUAUUAAAAGAAUAAGGAAAAGGAGACAAAUAACUAAAAGGGACAACAACAACAAAAAAAAAAAAAACAAAAAAAAAAUGUUGAAAAAAAUGCAGAGGGGGAUUCCUAAACUUUUAUGAAAAAAGUUGCUUCAAUUUGCAAUUGCUUGUGUUUAAAUAUACAGUUUUUUUUUUCUAUAAAAACAAAACAAAAACAGAAAAAGAGUACUCCAACACCUUGUGCAAUAAAGCUAUCUUUCUAUGAA
Molecule: messenger RNA, 11632 nt
Organism: Myxocyprinus asiaticus (Chinese sucker)
Lineage: Eukaryota; Metazoa; Chordata; Actinopteri; Cypriniformes; Catostomidae
Product: cell adhesion molecule DSCAML1-like
Exons: 31
Coding region: 232-5775 (1847 amino acids)
Biological process (GO): axon guidance; dendrite self-avoidance; homophilic cell-cell adhesion
Cellular component (GO): plasma membrane; axon
Molecular function (GO): cell-cell adhesion mediator activity
Source: RefSeq, a predicted model, not a curated record